Molecule: messenger RNA, 897 nt
Organism: Penicillium pulvis
Lineage: Eukaryota; Fungi; Ascomycota; Eurotiomycetes; Eurotiales; Aspergillaceae
Exons: 2
Coding region: 1-897 (298 amino acids)
Source: RefSeq, a predicted model, not a curated record
AUGCGCUACUCCAUCCUCACCCUGGCCGCCGUGCUAGCCCAAACCCAAGCCCAAACCGUCCCGAUGCCUUUCGGGCUGGGCUCUGUCCCAGUCCCAGCGGGCGAGCAAAACAGCAACGUCGGCGGGAUCAACGGCCAGGGAUACUCAUCUUCAAUGGCCGCUCAGCAGUCAAUGGCAAAGCCCUCAUCCUCAAUGAUGCCCCAGCGUCCAGCACAGAGCCACGGUGUCAACCACUACUACAUGACGCCUAUGGCAUCUUCCUCCGCAAGCCACUACAUCAGCAGGCACAUGUCGAUGUACGCAUCUACCUCUGCCUCGAUGCCCUACUCUGCAUCGGCAACCCCCUCCGCCCGUGCUGGUCGCGUCCACGGCCUAAACCAUGCCGUCCACGCACCCCACCCGCACGAGGGCUUCGCCGCUCCAGCCGGUAUCCCCAAAGCCGGUGACUCCGUAAGCUACAACGGAGCCACUACAAAGCACGGUGGCUACCACGGUGGAAACGGUAACGGAUUCACCCAGACACACGGAGAUGAUUCAAGCAGCGAUGGAACUCCCCCGUUGAUGAUGAGUCCUCAGCGUGGAACUGGAAGUGCUACUCCUACUACGCCUGAGUUCGAGCAUGUUCCGGCCAACGUCGAUGAGAAUAUCGCUCCUAUCCCUAACUCUGCGCCUGGUGGCCAGAACAUUGCGCCAAUUGGUAACCCCAUGGCUCCUGGUUCCAAUGUCGCGCCUGUUCUUCCUCAGAAGUCGCACGGUGUUGAUGAGGGAAAUGGGUUCUGUCUGGGACAGUGCUAUGAGACUCCUGCUCAGGCUAAGUGUGCCAAGCCAUACUCUUCGCCUGUUUACAAUGAUGGGGCAGGUUGCUACACAUGCUGUAUUACUUCGCCUGACUUUUAA